AUGGGUCAAUUAGAUAAUGCUGAAGAUAUUUAUCGACUUUUACUUGAUCAGAAAAUAGAUGAUAAAAACAAGCCACCUAUUUAUGCUCAACUUGGUUUUAUAAAGAGAGAUCAAGGAAAAUACCAAGAAGCGCUUGCACUCUGCGAAAAAUCAAUUGCUAUCUAUCAAAAAAAUCUUCCUCCCAAUCAUCGCGAUUUUGCUUAUUCGUACGGGAGCAUUGGUUUGGUGCAUUACAACAUGGGUAAUUCUCCAAAAGCACUUUCAUCUCUCGAAAAAACCCUUGAAAUUCAACAACAAUCACUUCCUUCCAAUCAUCCUAGUAUAGCUUAUUCCUACGGAAACAUUGGUUUAGUGCAUUGUAACAUGAGUAAUUAUCCAAAAGCACUUUCAUCUCUCGAAAAAACCCUUGAAAUUCAACAACAAUCACUUUCUCCCAGUCAUCCUGAUUUGGCUAGGUCCUACAACAACAUUGGUGAAGUGCAUAGAAACAUGGGUAAUUAUCCAAAAGCACUUUCAUUUCAUGAAAAAGCCCUUGAGAUUCAACAACAAUCACUUCCUCCCAAUCAUCCUGAUUUGGCUAGGUCCUACAACAACAUUGGUGAAGUGCAUAGAAACAUGGGUAAUUCUCCAAAAGCACUUUCAUCUCAGGAAAAAGCUCUUGAAAUUCAACAACAAUCACUUCCUUCCAAUCAUCCUAGUAUAGCUUAUUCUUACGGAAACAUUGGUUUGGUGUAUAAAAACAUGGGUAAUUAUUCGAAAGCCCGUACAUUUUUUACGCAUGCUGUACAAAUUGCACAACAAUCAUUACCUUCACAUCACCCAAAUCUUGAGAAGUAUAGAAAUAGCCUCGAACGUGCAAAAAAUAAAUAA
Adineta steineri is the source of this 870-nucleotide messenger RNA. The record is from the annotation of a GenBank genome assembly. Lineage: Eukaryota; Metazoa; Rotifera; Eurotatoria; Adinetida; Adinetidae.